Messenger RNA from Saimiri boliviensis boliviensis (Bolivian squirrel monkey), 2617 nucleotides. RefSeq names its product signal recognition particle subunit SRP54. The record is from RefSeq and is a predicted model, not a curated record. Gene Ontology annotation, biological process: SRP-dependent cotranslational protein targeting to membrane, translocation; SRP-dependent cotranslational protein targeting to membrane. Gene Ontology annotation, molecular function: GTP binding; 7S RNA binding; ATP hydrolysis activity. Gene Ontology annotation, cellular component: cytosol; signal recognition particle, endoplasmic reticulum targeting. Lineage: Eukaryota; Metazoa; Chordata; Mammalia; Primates; Cebidae.
GCCCUCCUAUGGAGGUCUCACGUGCGCCCGGGGAUCCCUUCCUUCAAUCACACCUCCAUCUUUCAUCUUGCCGCUCUUAGCUGGGAGUGCUCCGCCUACUAACUUUUCUUAAGGAGUCUAGUUGAAUCCUGACUUCUUCCCCGAAAUCACGUCCCUAGACAGCCUCCUAUUUUACCACUAACUUUUCUACCGCAGUUAUUCAGCGGUAGGAAACUGAAACCAAAACCAGCGGAAGCAAACAUCUAAACUGUUUCGGGCGACGCGCAGAAGAAACGCAGCAGUGUGUCCCGGAAGCGGAAGUAGAUCCUCCUCUAGAGAGGCUGGACUACGCGGAAUGGUGACGUUUCCUCAUUGGGCGGAAGGUUCGGUGGCACUCGUCGGUCUUCCAGCUGGUGGGAGUUAGCGACGCGGUGCUGGGCGUUGGGACCCUAGUUUAUCUAGUUCGGGAAGUUGGUGUGGGGUGGUACGUGUCUGUUUGCUCCCGGCUUUUUUGAGUUUCUUCCCACGGCGUGGGGCCUCGCUAAGGAAUUCCUGGCCCCUUAGGGCCACGGCGUUAGCGGUGUCUUUUGCGAGUACAAUGCAAAAGCAUCUUCAAGCCUUCCUUCCAGAUUACUCCCUUUAAUCCCAUCUAUUUGGAAAUCCUGGACCGGCCACAGGAUUACAAGUUCUUUGUAGGUACAUCUUAAAGCUGUCAAGAUGGUUCUAGCAGACCUUGGAAGAAAAAUAACAUCAGCAUUACGCUCAUUGAGCAAUGCCACCAUUAUUAAUGAAGAGGUAUUGAAUGCUAUGCUAAAAGAAGUCUGUACUGCUUUGUUGGAAGCAGAUGUUAAUAUUAAACUAGUGAAGCAACUAAGAGAAAAUGUUAAGUCUGCUAUUGAUCUUGAAGAGAUGGCAUCUGGUCUUAACAAAAGAAAAAUGAUUCAGCAUGCUGUAUUUAAAGAACUCGUGAAGCUUGUAGACCCUGGAGUUAAAGCAUGGACACCCACUAAAGGAAAACAAAAUGUGAUCAUGUUUGUUGGAUUGCAAGGGAGUGGUAAAACAACAACAUGUUCAAAGUUAGCAUAUUAUUACCAGAGGAAAGGUUGGAAGACCUGUUUAAUAUGUGCAGACACAUUCAGAGCAGGGGCUUUUGACCAACUAAAACAGAAUGCUACCAAAGCAAGAAUUCCUUUUUAUGGAAGCUAUACAGAAAUGGAUCCUGUUAUCAUUGCUUCUGAAGGAGUAGAGAAAUUUAAAAAUGAAAAUUUUGAAAUUAUUAUUGUUGAUACAAGUGGCCGCCACAAACAAGAAGACUCUUUGUUUGAAGAAAUGCUUCAAGUUGCUAAUGCUAUACAACCUGACAACAUUGUUUAUGUGAUGGAUGCCUCCAUUGGGCAGGCUUGUGAAGCCCAGGCUAAGGCUUUUAAAGAUAAAGUAGACGUAGCCUCAGUAAUAGUGACAAAACUUGAUGGCCAUGCAAAAGGAGGUGGUGCGCUCAGUGCAGUUGCUGCCACAAAAAGUCCUAUUAUUUUCAUUGGUACAGGGGAACAUAUAGAUGACUUCGAACCUUUCAAAACACAGCCUUUUAUUAGCAAACUUCUUGGUAUGGGUGACAUUGAAGGACUGAUAGAUAAAGUCAACGAGUUGAAGCUGGAUGACAAUGAAGCACUUAUAGAGAAGUUGAAACAUGGUCAGUUUACGUUGCGAGACAUGUAUGAGCAAUUUCAAAAUAUCAUGAAAAUGGGCCCCUUCAGUCAGAUCUUGGGGAUGAUCCCUGGUUUUGGAACAGAUUUUAUGAGCAAAGGAAAUGAACAGGAGUCAAUGGCAAGGCUAAAGAAAUUAAUGACAAUAAUGGAUAGUAUGAAUGAUCAAGAACUAGACAGUACGGAUGGUGCCAAAGUUUUUAGUAAACAACCAGGAAGAAUCCAAAGAGUAGCAAGAGGAUCAGGUGUAUCAACAAGAGAUGUUCAAGAACUAUUGACUCAAUAUACCAAGUUUGCACAGAUGGUAAAAAAGAUGGGAGGUAUCAAAGGACUUUUCAAAGGUGGCGACAUGUCUAAGAAUGUGAGCCAGUCACAGAUGGCAAAAUUGAACCAACAAAUGGCCAAAAUGAUGGAUCCUAGAGUUCUUCAUCACAUGGGUGGUAUGGCAGGACUUCAAUCAAUGAUGAGGCAGUUUCAACAGGGUGCUGCUGGCAACAUGAAAGGCAUGAUGGGAUUCAAUAAUAUGUAAAGAAAAUGCCUUAAUAUAAACUGACUCAGUUGAAUACCUAAUUUGCUGAAACCUCAAAGAGUUUCCCUUCUUUUUGAAAAUUGGGGGGAAAAUGUAUUUUUCUUGCCUAUCAUGCCCUCUUCUCACCGCAUUUCCCCCUCCUUUCCUUUUUCCUUCCUUCUUUCUUCCCUUUAAUAUAAGGGAGAAAUAUAUGGUUUUUGUGGAAAUCAUUAUAUUUUUGCUUUAGAUUUUUCUUCUGUUUUCACCAUCAUAACACAACAAAUCAUGAUGUAAAAUUUUAGUACUUAAAGGUUUUUAAUUGGCUCGAAGGCCAAGCAUUAAAUUUGUAAAUGGUCCUGGUCAGUAGUUAAAUAAUGUUUUAAUUAAAGUGCUGUAAAAUAAACUUCAAAGUGGUUAUAAGUUAAAA